UCAGUGUCGAGUCCGCGCGCUCACGGAAUGCUCACAUCUCGCGCGCCCACGGUGGAGACGCCAUUCUCUCUCUCUCUCUCUCUCUCUCUCUCUCUCUCUCUCUCUCUCUCUCUCUCUCUCUCUGACAGAACCGAGCUGCUGACAGGAAUUCCUCAGACAGACCGAAAUCACAAGAACGUUUUUCAUCGCUCCAGGACAGGUCCAGACACAUGGAGAAUCGAUGCUAAGGCACAUUGAAGCUGUUCUGGAGGCUUGUAGUGGCACGACAACUUACUAAGACACUGUUCCCCCAGUUAAAAUUCAUUCUAAACCAUGGAUCCGGUAAACUGCUCCUCAAUGGAGCUGUCUGAUGAUGUGGAUACUGGGACCAGUGGCAGUAAAAUUGCCCUCUGCCUGAUGCUCUCCGUCCUAGCUGUGGCCACCACGGUCAUCAAUUCACUGGUGAUAACAGCCAUUCUGGUCACUCGCAAGCUCCAUCAGCCAGCUAACUAUUUGAUUUGCUCGUUGGCCCUCACUGAUCUCCUGGUGGCCGCACUCGUAAUGCCAGUCAGCAUCGUCUACAUAGCGGAAGAGACGUGGGUGCUGGGGCCAGCCAUGUGCCACCUGUGGCUGGGCGUGGACGUUACCUGCUGCACCUGCUCCAUUCUGCACCUGGCUGCCAUCGCCCAUGACCGCUACCGUGCCAUCACAGACGCUGUGGCAUACUCGCAAAAACGCACAUCUCAGAGAGCAGCUGUGACCAUCGUAGUGGUCUGGGUGCUUUCUGUACUUGUCUCGCUCCCCCCUCUCAUGUGGAGGAAGAUGCCUGAAGAAAGCAGGCAACAUGGAAUCAUGGAGUGCAUGAUGGAGCACGACCAUGUCGCCUUUACUGUCUACUCAACUUUCGGCGCGUUUUACAUCCCGCUUGUCCUCAUACUGGUGCUCUACUACAAGAUCUACCGUGCGGCACAAACACUGCGCAACCGGCGAGGCAGCAGCCGACUGGUGAAGCAGACGGUCAAUAGUGUCAUUGUGAGUUCAGACAGGGAAGCUCCACCACUCAGUCCAGACACGCUCAGCCCCACCGAGAAAUCCUUUUCAGAGCCAUCGACAGAUGGAGAGCGUGUCAGGAUCACUCCCACCACGGGCAGGGUGUUCAAGAACCGACGGAAUCCCGCCGCCAGGGAGAGACGAGCAGCCCUCACUCUCGGCCUCAUUCUCGGGGCCUUUGUGAUCUGCUGGCUGCCUUUCUUUCUCAAAGAGGUCAUCGUGAACACAUGCCCUUCUUGCAGUACGUCGGCUCUGCUUGCAGACUUCCUCACCUGGCUGGGCUAUCUGAAUUCUCUCAUCAACCCACUUAUAUACACCAUCUUCAACGAGGACUUUAAAAAAGCCUUUCAGAAACUCAUCCCUUUGUGUUGUACCCAGUACAGGUGAACUGUACAAGACUGUUGAGAAGGGUAACAGACUUUACACAGUUAAAAUAAUGUUAAGAAUCAUCAAAUACUUAAUAUAAAACAUACACCAGUAGUUGGACAAUCUUUUUUUUAAAACCAAAACAGCAUAAAACUUUCUUGGAGCUUUGACCAAAACAAAUUUGAAUAAUGGAAAAUUGCAGUUGUUGCCUCAACAGUACACCAGUGACAGAAGAUAAUGGUUGCCACAUGUAUUGAGUAGACUGAAGAGGUGCCAAGAGACUUUAUGGCUAUUUCUGAGAUCACCUUUCUUUAGAUCUUUUUGUAAUAAGUUUAAAUCUUAAUUUCAGCCUCAACUCCCUUUCCUCCCCCAAGGCAAUUUUCAUGAUUUCAACAUUCUAUCAUAACCUGACAUGCUCCCUCUCACAAGUCAUUUUCCAAAGCUACUUGGAAUAUGCAACCAGGUUCACAUUCAAACAUAUUGGUACAAUGUGCAUGACAUUUCCAUUUUAGCUUAAUAAAACUGGCCAGUACUUCA
This is a messenger RNA of Pangasianodon hypophthalmus (striped catfish), 1932 nucleotides long. It is a transcript of the gene htr1fb, whose product is annotated as 5-hydroxytryptamine (serotonin) receptor 1Fb. Gene Ontology annotation, molecular function: neurotransmitter receptor activity; G protein-coupled serotonin receptor activity. The record is from RefSeq and is a predicted model, not a curated record. NCBI's taxonomy places the organism in Eukaryota, Metazoa, Chordata, Actinopteri, Siluriformes, Pangasiidae. The transcript has 3 exons. Gene Ontology annotation, cellular component: dendrite; plasma membrane. Gene Ontology annotation, biological process: chemical synaptic transmission; G protein-coupled receptor signaling pathway, coupled to cyclic nucleotide second messenger. The coding region runs from base 313 to 1416 and encodes 367 amino acids.